AGAGGCUUUUUAUCUAAUUGAAAUUUUUUCUUUUUUUUGUUAAAGUGACGGACGAUUGAAGUAAUUUGUUUGGUGGUAAUAGUAGUAGUAGUAGCAGGAGUAGUCGCAGUGUCAUUACAUUUACCUUGUUCUGUUCUUUCAUUUCUUCUAUCGUUCUAUGUGACUAUUUUUUCAAAAGUAGGAGAGUGGAAGAGAGUGAUAUAGUUUUGUUGACAUAUUUAAAACAAGAAAAAAGAAGAAAAUUUUUCUAUUUUACUUCAUUUUCUUUAAGUAUUUACAUCAUCAUCAUCAUCAUCUUUAUUAUUAUCAUCAUCGAUGUCAUUACAUAAAGAUACAACAUUUACAAAAAUUUUCGUUGGUGGGUUACCAUAUCAUACAACAGAUGAUACAUUACGAAAAUUUUUUGAACGUUUUGGUGAAAUUGAAGAAGCAGUGGUUAUUACUGAUCGACAAACAGGCAAAUCACGUGGUUAUGGAUUUGUGACUAUGAAUACACAAGAAGCCGCAAGUUUAGCGACAAAAGAAGCCAAUCCUGUUAUUGAUGGUCGAAAAGCAAAUGUUAAUUUAGCUUAUUUAGGUGCUAAACCACGUGUAAUACCAUCUCCAGCUGGUCUUAUCCCUCUUCAUCUAGCCGGCGCUUAUUCAGCAGCAUUACCAACAACUUAUGGUAUACAACCAAUUUAUUAUCAACAACCACCAACUACAACUUUAUUAGCGACCGCUGGAACACCUCAAACACUUAGUACAUUAAUACCAAAUCAAACAACAGCAACAUUAAAUGGUGCUCAUUCAUCACAAAAUCAAUCCACAGGUGGACCAUCUUAUUACGAAUUAACGUAUGCUACAGCUCCAUUAACAUCGGCAUCGAUUGAACAACAAUCUUAUAUUUAUGCAACAGCUUCUGGACAAACGUUUUCUUAUGCACAAUUACCGACUGGUGCUACUCAACAGCAAACAGGUCCGACAAAUCUCAAUGAUGUUUAUGCAAAUCAUGCAGCUAAAUAUAUGAUUGACGAUCAUAAUGGAGCUGUUGAUCGUGACCAUCAUCAACGUACAGCAGCUGGAUGGUGA
Molecule: messenger RNA, 1071 nt
Organism: Adineta steineri
Lineage: Eukaryota; Metazoa; Rotifera; Eurotatoria; Adinetida; Adinetidae
Source: the annotation of a GenBank genome assembly